GCAAUGAUGAAGAGUUUUUUCCUAGUUGUGAAUAUCCUGGCACUAACUUUGCCUUUUUUGGGUGCAGAGGUACCAAACCAGGAGCAACCAGCAUGCCGUGAGAAGGAUGAAAGAUUACUCAAUCAGAAAACAGUCGAGUAUAUCCCAGUUCAUUAUGUGCUGAAUAGCUUGAAUAGCUCUCCUUUUUAUGAACACAAUUACUAUCGAUAUAGACCAGCUGUACUAGUUAGUAAUCAAAAUAUGCCUUAUCCAUAUUAUGGAAAACCAGCUGCACUUAGGGUACUCACCCAAAUUCCUCAAUGGCCAAUCCUGCCAAUUAUCUACACAUCCACUGUGGUACGUCACCCACACCCACAGUCAUCACUUAUUGCCAUUCCCCCAAAGAAAAUUCAGGAUAAAACAGUCAUCGCUACCAUCAACACUAUUGCUACUGUUGAGCCUACACUUGUUCCUCCCAUUGAACCCACCGUGGACUCUGCAGUCACUCCAGAAGCUUUGUCAGAAUUCACCGUCACAAGCACACCUGAGACUACAACAGUUGCAGGCACUUCAUUCAUCGUCUAAAACCUCUAAGGAAACAUCAAAGACA
This is a messenger RNA of Manis pentadactyla (Chinese pangolin), 589 nucleotides long. It is a transcript of the gene CSN3, whose product is annotated as casein kappa. The transcript is spliced from 3 exons. The record is from RefSeq and is a predicted model, not a curated record. Gene Ontology annotation, cellular component: extracellular region. Gene Ontology annotation, biological process: lactation; protein stabilization. The coding region runs from base 4 to 564 and encodes 186 amino acids. NCBI's taxonomy places the organism in Eukaryota, Metazoa, Chordata, Mammalia, Pholidota, Manidae.